UACGCUCAACCACGCGAUACAUCGUUACUGCAAAUUAAUCGAACUAUCGGGCACAGCUGAUUUCUGCAAUAACAAAGCAGUUUUCAAAACGGUUUUGUUUAUAACAAUAGACGCACACAAAAAGAACUCAGCGCAUUAAAUCCAAAGUUUAAAAUAUAAAAAAACGCUAAUUGCUUUAAUAUAUAAGCAAGUGUAGUGAGCCAACACUUAAAACCAAAAUGGCGUACUAAAUUGUUGUUGCCUGUGGUUUUCGGUACUUUUUAUUUCGUUCUUUUUUUUUGUUGUUGGUGUGUAAGCUGGCAGCCAAUCGCUAAUAUAUUGCCUUUCGCUCAGUUCUGUUCCAGCGCUUAUUGCGGCCACAACGUUGUCCGAUGCUUGAGAAGACGGUAGCAGUUGUAGCAGAAGCCGUAGCAGUAGCAGCAACAGCAGCAGUCAGCGGGGAUCGUGUGUCUUGUCAUGGCCACCGAACACCAGCAGCAGGAGGAGGAGCAACGCCAACUGCUGCUGCAUACAUUGAACAGACUUUGGAGCCAUUAUCUGCACGCCUCAGACUCUGAGGCAGAUGAUAACCAGGCGGCAGCGAGUGUCAAGGAACACUGGCUCUGGCUGUUGCUAUAUAACUUUCAGUACUUGGACGAGCAAACCUUGCAAGAUGCGCAGUUUAAUAGCCACUUCAAUCACCUGCCCGAGGAGCUGUGUUCCUAUUUGCUGGAGCAGGUGUAUCAAAUCAUCAGCGCGGCCAAACGCAGUUCGCAUGACCUGCCAGAACAGCCGGACAAAUGCAUCAAACAGCUUCGGAAACAGCACAACUUGGCGCAGCUUAUACUGAGCACGCCCAGCGAUUGCAACAAGAUAUUGGCGCUGCGAACAUUUCUUACCAACGGAUUGGGUCAACAUUUGCUCGCCUUUCUGCUGCGCGUGCAAAUCAAGCACAUUGCUUCUCAGAAGAGCCUCUGCCAGUUGUGCAUCAAUCUGUUUCCCAAUUGCAAAUGGAGCGCCACAAAUGCGUCGCUGCAGCCGCUAACCAGUAUUGCCCAGUUCAUUGCCGGCUUUCACCUGAGCUCACAGCGCAGCAAAACGCGACGUCAGCAGCAGUUGCAGCAACAACACCUGCAGCAGCAACAAAAACAGCAGCAGACUCAGCAACAAGUACGACUCCCUGUGAAGAUUCUCGACAGCUUUGAGCAAUUCAAAAGCGCUUGCAAAACAAGUGAUGAACUGGCCCUGCUGCUCAUUCAGCUACUCACGCGCUGCAUUGAUGCGGAGCAGGAGCCACAGCUGAGCGUGACUGUGCAUAACUUUGCACUUGGACAUUUGUGCAGCGGCUGCGUGGAUGAACUGGAGCCGGUCGGCGGCAAUGAUGAGAUUAUUAAAUUUGAGCUGCUCCAGCUAAUCGCACAGUGUGUCAACAAUUUCUACAUACACGAGCAGCAGACGCCCAGCUUCUUAGACUUUAAUAGCAACUUCAGUCAACUGCUGUAUGCGCUGGCUGCCAAUCGGAGCUGUUCGGUGCUCUCCCAUGCUGUGCUCUAUAUAAUGUUUGGCACGCUGCACAAUCUGGUGGAGUUUGGCGCUCAGCAGCUAAGCCAAAUCGAUGUGAAGCACUUUGACAACUGUUUUGAUGUGCUGCAAGAGGCGGCCACAUCCACCAACAGCACAUCAUUGCUCUUUUUGCACAUCUACAAGCUCCUGCUGCGCCUCACUGACCAUUUGUCGCGCCAGGAACAGCAGCAGCAAUGCCUAAUGGAGAGCAGUACGUCCAGCGCUCUGGUCAAGCAACAGCAGCAGCCGCCACGCCACAAGCGACAACGGUACAGCCAGCUGCACUGCACGGAGCACUCACUCAGCUGUUACUUCCAGGGUAAACUGUAUAAGCUAUUGCCCAGCCUGGUGCCAGAGCUGCAGGAGCAUAGCGUGCGCUCACUGCUGCGCACCGGCAGCUGUUGCUGCCACUACAAUGCUGCCAACUAUGCCACCUGCCUUCGCUUGGCCACCCAACUCUCUGGCAGCUAUCAGAAGUGCGCCUACAAGUUUCUCCACUACAAUGUGCUGCACACCAUUUUUGUGAAGCGUUCGCCACAGCAUUGUGCCGUCUGCGAGGAGAAACUCAAGUCGCCAGCUUUUCAUAUACAACUUCUGGGCAUAUACAGAGAUAACUAUCGUGCACUGAUGAAUAGCACCUCAAUGCUGCUAUUUUUGAAGCAUCUGAAGCACAUUGCCUAUUUGUUGUCGUACGAUCUGGCAGCUGGCCUUCUCGCCGAAGUGGUGCUGCCCGUUUUUCGGCAAUACAAGCAGCUAAGCGAGUGCAAGACCAAGACGAAUCCAGUGCACAAGCUGCCACGUCUGCAGCUGCCCUGCAAGCUGGAUAAUUAUCGCAUCCUACAUGAAUGCCUCAGCAUCUUUGUGAUGUACCUCAGCGACAUUCGGCUCAUCAAGGCCUUCUACAAUGAGGAGAACAUUGGUUAUAUGCAGGAUUUGUUGUGUGUGCCCGAGCUGCAACGCGGUGUCUGUGAUCUGAUCAAGGUGGGCAUCGAUAACAUUGCCUUUCUGGGCGACAAUGGACACGAGCAGAUUGCUCUCAGCCGGCGGCUCAUACAGUUGCAGCUUAAUAGCAGCGAUCGCGCCUCGCGGUUGUUCCAGGCGUUGCUCCACAGAUGCGCCAAGCGCUCCCAUGUCAAAUUCUGGCUGGAAGAGACGGCCAACACGGCGCUGCUGGCUGGGCAUAAGCCCGUGGAUAUACUAUAUAUUACGGCACUCCAGUGGACGCUUAACUAUGAACUGCUCAAGACCAGUCAAUUGUUCUACAAUGAGUUUGCGAAAAUCUACUCGAUACCCGUGGAAUUGACUGUUGACGAAGACGAGGAGCCACAGCAGCAGCUGGAACAGGAGGAGAAGCUGCGACAUGGCGAUAAGACAAUCGUCGACAUACUCAAGCUAAACUACAAUGCGCUUGGCUGUUUCCUAAUGUUGCCCAAAGCCGCAAUCGCCGCACUCUCAACCGCAACCGCAACCCCAGAGACACCGUCGCCGUCACCGUUGACGAGAACGUCGCCCAUUCGUGGCUCAAGUUCAUUGGAAACGCUCGUCUCGCAUGUACAGCUGCCGUUCAGUGCGCUGUCAGCCUCCACGACGACUGCUACUAAUUCGGACUACGCAGAUUCCUCCUUGGACUACGCAUCAAUCAUAAACAAUUACGCCGAGCAGCCGGCAUUGUCUUCCUUUCUGCAACACCUGCAGAAUAGCCAACCAGACGAGAGUAUUGUGCUCUUUGACAUACGCGGAAGCAAUCCCAGCCACAGUAACAGCAACAACAACAGCAUUGAGCCAGUGCCUACCUCCACCCAUUUGGCGCUCUCCAGCGUGCUCGCAGAGGAUGAGGUGGCCGCGGCCGGGCUGAUUAGCAAGUUGUUCAAUAUUGUGGGCUCGCUGUUUGGGGGCAUCGGUGGCUCCCCCGAAAGACGUGCCAGCCCAGAGCCCGUCAUGGACAUCGAUGCAGAUUUGUUGUGCCUCUACGAGCCGAAUGGGGAGUGCAAGAAACUGCUGCUGAAACUCUUCGAGGCGACCAUGGCCAUAUGCAUCAAGGGCUUUCAGAACGAAGAAGUUGAGAAGAUGCAGAAGCACCUGCGCAAACUGAAAGCCAUCAUAUUGAGCAACGCCUCCAGUGACUGGUCGGAGCAUGGGGAGCAGCAUGCCCGGGACAAUGCUGUAAUACAGACGCUGCAAACGCUGCUGAAAAUUGCCGAGCUCUCGAGCACACACAACGAGCCGGCUGGCGUGGUGGCAAACAGCCCCACUGGCGUCUCCGCUCAGACGCGACCACGUGCCCGUUCUUUUAAUAGCGGCAGCGUGGAGCUGCCCAGACCGCAGACGGUUAAGCUGCCGGCCAAAAACUCGCUGGCCACACCGCCAACGCCGCGCAGACGACCCAAUUCCAGUGACGCGGCCCUCGGGGACGCCGAUUACUUUUCCACGCGCGCCUCGCUCAGCUGUGCCGCCGACAGCGAGCUGGAGCUGAGCGAGAACGAGCAGGAGUUUUAUCUGACCGCCGACGAGGGCUACGAGGCGGAUGGCGAAAUAGCCGAACUGAGCGAAUCCGAAUGCGAACUAAAUGGCGGCGGUGCCGCUGCCAACGAAUCAUGGACGCCAUUUCAGCCCUCCUCACGCUACCGCAGCCACAUCAUGCACGAAGGCCUCAGCCAGCUGGUGGUUCAGAUGCUAGUGGAGCUAUCGGUGAUGUGCAUGCGCCAGCCAUCUGGCUGGACAGAGAGUCUUACACAGCUGGCCAAUCGUUUGUUUGUCAUACGCGACUAUCUGGGCGGACCCCUGUGUCUGCUGCAAGGAUUUGCACCCGUGCUCAGCAGCAGUGAUGCCAAGUUGCGAGAACUGCAGCAAUCCAUAUUGGAGCUGAUCAGUCAUCUGAAUACGCCCGAUGUGCUCAACUGCUACUUCAGCAUCUUGGCCAGCAAACAGCCGCCAGUGGAGCUGCUGAUGCGUCACAUGCACCACAUUUGCGCUGGCAGCCUGCGCCGUGCCCAGCCCUGCAUGGAGCUCGAGUUUCCCAUAACCAUCGACGGCAAAAUUGUCAUCACAGCGGAUCCCUUCAUCAGUGAGCAAAUUGAACGCGUGCGCCUCCAACAUCAGCGCUGCCAGGCCACUACCUUGUUUACUCGCGCCGCCUGCAUUGUGCCCGUGACACAGACGCGCCUCUGGCAGCCGGAUGGGCUAACGCUGUCGCUGUGGCUAGAGGUGAAGGGUCAGCAAAUGCAUCGCAGCUACACGCAGCUGAACGACGACGAGACUCGCUAUUCGGGCGAGGAUACAACUAAAUGCCAUCUCGUCUCGCUGGGCAGCAGCGCCGCUAUGCUGAGCAUUUACAUAAGCAACAAUCUGCAACUGAUCUUUGAGCUGGUCAGGCCCAGUGAACCGUUGCCGGCACGCGUCGAGGAGCACAUGGAGGCCAGCGGCAGCGAGCUGCCGCCGCAGAUGAACAGCGGCAGUUUUCGUCAUGCUCUGAAGCAAACGAAAAUGGCGCUGCUCAACAGCUUUGGCCAGAUGCAUUUGCUAAACGGCCAUCAGGCCGCGCAGGAGGGCGGCGGCGGUUACUUCGAGGGCGCCAGCGUGCAGCUGCAGCAGCUGCGUCUGCCACGCAACAAAUGGACGCAUCUGGUGUUUGCGCUGCAGCAGCAGGCGGCUGGAUUACAGAUCGGCGUCUUUUUGGAUGGCCUGGAGCAGCAGACGCUGACUCUGCCCUUUCACAAUUUACGUUUCGCAUCGCGCACUCACAGCUUCCAACUGCUGGCCGUGGGCGAGGGUGUGCCGGGCAAGAUUGGCAAUAGCAAUAGUAGCUCCUCACGCUCAACGCUGGAUGGCGGUGCACCACGUUAUGCGCUGUCCAAUCUGGUGCUCUUCAAGCGUCGCCUGGCCGAGCGCCAUAUAAUGCUUAAUUUAACAGCCAUGGGACCGGACUUUACCGAGUUCACCCAGUGCCAGGUGGCCAACUGGAAGCCCAACUAUGGAUACGUGCAACUGGGCAAGCUGUCCACUUCCAACAUUGGGAAUCAUGCGGACUGCAUGAAGGUGCUGCGACAGGCGCGUGUUUUGGUCUAUACAGCACAGCAGCCGGAUCUGGUCAUGUGCCAUGACGUCAGCCAAGAGCUGGACAUGGCCUGCUAUGGACAGCCGCAGGGGCACAUGCUCUACGGCGAGCUGCUGCAGCAUCAGCCGCAGACACUUCAAACGGCGGUGCUGCUCAGUGGCGGUCUCUCCACCAUGCUGUAUCUCUUUGCCAGGAUUGUGGAGCUAUCGGGCACAGCCAACACACAAGCCUUGGCGCUGGACUUGCUGCUGCAGUUGGCCCACUCGGAUGCCCAGCUGUAUACAGAGUUUCUGCGCCAGGAUUAUCUAGCACUGAUUGGUUAUGUCAUCAAAUCGGAGCGCUGCUCCAAGGAUGUGCAACUGCUGCGCAGCAUUGUGAAUAAUGCCUGCUCGCAGCCUGUAAUUAGUCGCAAGGGCGAUGUGCUGCACGUGAACGAUAACACGACGGCCAGCCUGAUCUAUCCGCGACUGCUGCUGGCUGUGCUUCAGCGCUACUCGGACUGGCAUCGCUCGGGCGCCACCCAUUCGGAUGUGCUGGACAUGCUGUUCCGCUGCAUAUUGGCUCUCAGCCGGGACAAGCAUCCGCAGCGGGACUUCAACAUGGAACAGCUACAGAAAUGUGGCCUGCUGCGUGCGCUGCUCAAUCUGUGCAAGGUGUAUGUCAUUGAGUCGCCCAGUCCGGUGCACAUAUCGCCCUAUGCUGCCGAAUGUUUUGUACAGAUUUUGGCCGUCUUUGCGGGCUCUCCGCCAGCGCCCUCGCUGCUUGACGAGAUGAUGAAGCUGCUGCUGUUGCUGCACAGACCCAGCGAAUGUUAUGUCACGCAUGAUCGUGCGUAUUUUUACUUUCUGCUGACGCCACAGAUGCCUGUGAAGGAGCGCUCACUGGUAGCCGCCAAUCUGAGCCGCGUGACCACCUCCUUUCGGCGGCAGGCACAGACGCCUGUCCAAGAACAAGAUGCAGAGCGCGCGGAACGAAUUCGUCGCCUGCGUCGGCUGCACGACUCCAAGUCCAGCUACAAACGAGCUCUCAACGAAAUGGAGGACCAAUUGGAGCACAUGGCUGACUGCUCCAAUCUCAACAAGACCGCAUUGCGCCUACUGAGCCCGGUGGAGGCAUCCCGCUGGCGUCUCAAGUUUAAACGCCGUCAUCCCAGUAACUGUCAAAGCCCCAAGCGCAGUCCCCUGAAGGUCGCACGUAGACGCUUACAUUCGCAUCCGAAUAAGUUCUGGCAGCCCUCGAUCCACAGCACACCCAGCUCCACACACAUGGCGCCGCUGCCCAGCCGCAAAACUGACUUUUACGAUCAGGCGGGCAUUGUGACUUUGCAGCAGCGACUGCUCAUGCUGCUCAAGGACUUCCUGUGCCUGCUGCCAGACUCUGCCGUGGAUGAGGUACUGCGUCACUAUGUCAAGCUAGAGUUCCUGCUGGUGCUGGCCAAUCAACGCAGCUGCGCCGUGCGCACCGCAAUCAUCCAGCUGCUGGCGGUGCUGACCAAACGUCUGGGCGCAGCGGAACUUGUUGCCGCUUCGAAGCAGCUGUAUCCGCUGCAUCUGGCCAAUCAGCUGACCAUUCAUGGCAGCGAUGUGGCCAUGUUUGAGGCGUGUCUGAGCUGGAUUAGCGACCUGCACGGCAGUCUCACUGACAUGCUUAGCCCUGAGGUUACUUUGGGCAUUCGCCAGCGCUUCGGCCUGCAAUCCUUGUUGGCCAUUUCAAUGGCCAUGGGCAACAGCAGCUGGAGCACGGAGCCGGAACGUGUCUUCAAAGCGCUACUGCGCCUCUAUCUUCAGAAUCCCGAUGAACAGCUGUGUCUCGUAGAGGCGGGCCUGCUGCAGUGCACCGUCAAGGCGCUGCAUCAGCUAUAUACGCUGCGCCUGAGUCAGCCCAAUAUGGAUCAGUCCAUUGUGGAGCUACUGGCUGGCAUUGGCGAGCGGGCGCUCAAAUCUGUGGGACAAAUCAAUCUGGUCUGGGACAUACUCAAUAUGCUGUCCUUCUACCAAGACAAGCAGCCGCCGCUGAUUGUGCGCAGUUUUCGCGCGGUGCAGGCCCAGCUGCAGCUGCAAUGGCUCAAUCUGUUCUUCGAGGCCUGCAACGGCACGGGCGGACACCAUGGCUACCGCUUGCGCAGCAGCCUACCCGACUGCUCGCUCAACCAGGCGGAGUGCCGCACGCGCAUGGAGCUGCUUAUUGAUCGCUGCACACAAUUCUUUACGACUAGCGGCUGUCAGACCAAUGGCAGCAGCUACGUGGCCAGCAGUCAGGAACUGGCGCUGUUCGAGCUGCUCGUCUCCUUCGGCAUAGCCAACAAUCAGCGCUGCAACAAUUUCAUUGCCUGGGGCUUGCAGCCGUCGCGACCGCGCGACUUGCGCGCCUACAUUGUCGAUGCCCUGUGGCGCACGUGCCAUGAUGAGUUUCAGUCGGCGAUUGUUUGUGAUGUUAAGAUGAUCAAAGCGCUGCUCUGGCUUAGCCUGAUGGAGGAUGUUAAGCCACCCAUUGAGAAUUUGUCGCGCUUGUGCAAGGCGCUGGGCAUCAAUGAGAACGACUCCACGUGGAAUCUGGAGCAUGAGCUGGGGCGCCUGGAGCUGAGUCGCAGCAGUGUAGCCUCUAAGCAGAAACAGCUCCUGGAAAAGACACUCUACAAGUUUGAGCCGCUGGUGCAGCAUUGCAUUGACACCUCCAUGGUGACCACCAGGCGCGUGGCGGAGCUGCAGAAUGCGGAACGCAAGCUGCUCAUGUGCCACAUGAAGGACUACGAUGACACAUACACCUACACCAAAUGGCUGGAGAUUAUACGCCGCAUGACGCACGAGGGGGCACCCUGGCACUGCAGCGAACGUGCCGAGUGCUCCUGGGAACUGGACGACACGGAGGGGCCAUCGCGCGUGCACACGCGUUUGCGACGCUGCCAUUUAGAUAUUGAUCGGCGGUUCUUCAUGAACGACUACUGCCCCGGGCAGGGUCAGCGUGGGGAGCUGGAUCAGUAUGUGCGUCCACUGGACUAUUUAAUAGCCAGCUACGAUCAGCAAUUGAACAUAUCGCUCAACUCGCAAAUACUCUAUAAUUUUGCGGCGAAAUUUUUGCCCGUCGAUGGUGAGAUCGAUGGCGAGAUUAUUAUAACCGAUCUGAAGCUAUAUUUUCUGGCCACAUAUCGUUGUAAAUACUUUAAUGUGAACUGUGAUAUAUCGAACAUAACUGAAAUUUGGCUGAAGCGCUACCAGCACCAGGAGAAGGCCUUCGAAAUAAUGCUCGACAGCAACAAAUCGUUGUUCUUUUCGCUGCAAAACGCCGACGACUGGAAGAUCAUGCGCGAGGUAUUCUGUGAUAAAAUUGUAAACAUGCCGGACAAGGCCAAAGUGCUGGCCAUCACGCAGCAAUGGCGCGAGGGCCUCCUAACCAAUUGGGAGUAUCUGAUGACACUCAACCAAAUAGCUGGACGCACCUACAACGAUCUCAUGCAGUACCCAGUCUUUCCCUGGGUGCUGGCCAACUACAAGUCCGAGUGCUUGGACUUGCGCCAAGCGCAAAAUUUCCGGCGACUAUCGCGACCCAUUGCUGUGCAGCUGGAGGAAAAUGAACAGCACUACAUAAGCAACUAUGCGUACAUCAAUAGCACCAAUACCAACAUGGGCUCACUGAUCUUGAAGCCGUAUCACUACAGCUCCCACUACUCCAACUCUGGCACUGUGCUGCACUUUCUGGUGCGCGUGCCGCCUUUUACCAGCUAUUUUCUGCGCUAUCAAGAUAACAACUUUGAUCUGCCGGAUCGCACAUUUCAUGCUCUGAAUACCACCUAUUGCCUGGCCAGCCGGGACAGUCCCACGGAUGUCAAGGAGCUCAUACCUGAGUUUUUUUGCUUGCCUGAAAUGUUUGAGAAUUUUGAGCGCUUCAAUUUCGGCUGCCGUCAGAAUGGCGAAAGGGUUGAAGAUGUUACACUUCCUGCAUGGUCUCAGCGUGAUUCACGUCUCUUUGUGCUCAUACAUCGACAGGCGCUGGAAUCGGAGCUGGUGCGCAACGAGCUGCAUCACUGGAUCGAUCUAAUAUUUGGCUACAAGCAAACUGGCGAGAGCGCCGUGGAGGCCAUAAAUGUGUUUCAUCCAGCGACCUAUGCAGUUUUCCUUGACUCGGAGAUUAGCGAUCCCAUUGAACGCGAGGCGGUCAAGACUAUGGUUAAGACGUACGGCCAAAUGCCCCGGCAGCUGUUCAGGUCGCCACAUCCCCCCACCAAGGCGCUGGACUAUGCUUUGGUGGACACGCCCAUUGUGUCCAGUGUUAAAGGUCUGCGCUGGGGCGUCUACGUGGGUUCGCCGCAGUUGAAGGCACCAUCGUGGGCCAAUAUACACAAAAUACCCGGCACUGAGCAUCUCGUUAGCUUCAGCAACACGAAUGUGGUCUAUGCACUGCCGGCACGCGCUGGCGUCAUGCAGGGCGCCGAGCCGGAUACCUAUAAUGUGAUAUCCUGGGGAUACGAUGAUCGCAUUGUGCGCAUCCAGCCGCUAAACAAACCGCAGGCCAAGCCCAAGAACCUGCUGCACAAUGGCAGCUUUGAUGACAUCAGCGCCUGCGGCUGUGAUGUGAACUGCAAUCAGCUCUGGUUUGGCCACAAAUCCGGACGCAUUAGUGUCUACAAGUGCACCAGCGGCGUGGAGGCCCAACAGCGCGCGAGCACCAAGAGCCGACAAAGCUAUGUGCGUGGCCUGCGGCUUUCCUACAAUUCAGCAUUUCGCAAGAUGACGACCAAGAGCACGGGCUCAGGAACGGGCAACGAAGCAACCGAUGAUUCAGGCAAUCUGCAUGCCACACACUCGACUACAUCGGUCGCCUCCUCAGGUGGGUCCAGCAACGGCGAUGCGCAGCAGCGUGAUGGCGCUGAUCUGAGCUGGUUGGGUCCAACACUGCUGGUGCGGCACACGGAUGAGAUCACAUGCAUUGCGCUGUCCGUGGAGUUUAAGAUUGCGGUAACAGCCGGACGCGAUGGCAUUGCCGUUAUUUGGGAUCUCAACGACUGGAGCUAUGUGCGCACCAUUGCACGUCCUGCGGAGAUUCAUCAAUCGCCCAUCACGCACGCGGCCAUCAGUCCCACACUGGGCGACAUAGUCACCGUGCACACGCUGCCUCAACAGCUCACAAACGCCAAUGCAGUACAGUCACCAGCUGCAGCGAUUGCCAAGCCGAGCUCAGCGGAUGAAUGCUUUGAGGUAACUGAGGAGAGUCUGGAUGAUUUUGUCAAUGUCAAUAUCAAUCCCAAUGGCAAGUCCAUACUGCGCCUGCACUCGGUCAAUGCGCGCUAUGUGCAGCAUCUGGUGCACGAGGAUCGCAUCCAAGCCGUAUGCUAUUCCUACAUCAAGGAGGGCGUUGGCGUCAACGUCAUAGCCACCGCAAUGGAGGGCGGCUUUGUGCGUUUCUGGUCCAGUUGGAAUUUGAGUUUUGUCAGUGAAAUAACCACCGGCACAUCGCCCAUACGCAGCAUCAGUUACUCCACGCACCAGCAUUUGGUGGUACUAACACGGGAUUCCCACAUACAGGUCUGGGAAUCGGAGGGCCUAUACGGCAACGCGCCCAAAUUUCCGCAAAUUGUUUAUAAAUGAAGGGACAUACUCAAUGGCAACUAAACUCGAAGCAUAUCAAUGACAGACACAUAAAACAGAGUAGCUGAUGAAUCAAAACUAAAUUGGGCUUAAGUCACAUGGAUAUCUAUAUGUAACUAAGAAGGACUGGGCUCGAUCAAGUAUAUCUACACGUAUUAGUUUUAUAGCCAUAGGUUCAUAAAGCUGUUCAAAUACAUUUUUCUACCAAAUAACUUUAUAAUUUAUCCAAUUUGUUUUUUCUUAUGGCAACCUUAUAUAUCAAGACAAACUAUGCCACAUAGUUUGCUCAUUUUGAAUAUUAUUUGCGCAGCGCUGCCUUCAAUUGUUGA
Messenger RNA from Drosophila novamexicana, 11507 nucleotides. RefSeq lists its product as uncharacterized. The coding region runs from base 457 to 11178 and encodes 3573 amino acids. The transcript has 18 exons. The record is from RefSeq and is a predicted model, not a curated record. NCBI's taxonomy places the organism in Eukaryota, Metazoa, Arthropoda, Insecta, Diptera, Drosophilidae. Gene Ontology annotation, molecular function: protein binding.